AUUCCUCGUUUGGCUUGAGAGAGAACCCACCAUUUUUGUUUCUAAAAAAGAAAUGAGAGGAAUCUGUGUCCGUCUGUGCAUGUUAGAUGUUUACGUAGUAAAUCUUUAAGUGUUAGCUGGGCUUACGUUAACGCUGCCAUCGAAGUGGGAUUGGCCAUCGACUCCAUGGAGAUUCUUCGCCUGGGUAUUGAUGGUCAACUCAGCGUCGACCCCAGCGACGUCGAAACGGCUUCUCUCGAUUUUGGUUUGCUCACCCGAGGUCAACCGCUGGCUGUAUUGCAUCCAGUUUCGGCUCAGGACAUAUCUCAAGUCGUUAAAGCAGUCUACGGGUCAAACCAGGGGAUGACGGUGUCAGCUAGAGGACAUGGGCAUUCCAUAAACGGACAGGCUCAGACCACAAACGGUGUAGUGAUUCAGAUGAGUGGGCGGAAAGGGGGGAAUAAGCCACCUCGGCCUCGUGUUUGGUCUGAAGAGAGAUACGUGGACGUUUGGGGUGGGGAGCUUUGGAUAGAUGUGUUGAAGAGUACCUUAGAGUAUGGACUGGCACCCAAAUCAUGGACCGAUUGCUUGUACCUCUCUGUUGGUGGGACUCUGUCAAAUGCUGGAAUCAGUGGCCAAGCUUUCAAUCAUGGUCCACAAAUUAGCAAUGUUUACGAGCUUGACGUCGUUACAGGAAAAGGUGAGGUGUUGACAUGCUCGGAAGAUGAAAACACAGAGCUGUUUCAUGCUGUCCUUGGCGGUUUAGGACAAUUUGGCAUUAUCACCAGAGCUAGAAUUUCCCUUGAGCCGGCUCCAAAGAUGGUGAGAUGGAUAAGAGUACUGUAUUCGAAUUUCUCGGCUUUUACCAGCGACCAAGAGCAUCUUAUAUCGCUACAUGCAGAGCCAAGUAACCAAAAAUUCGACUACGUUGAAGGUUUCGUAAUUGUAGAUGAAGGGCUCAUCAACAAUUGGAGAUCAUCUUUGCUUUCCCCUCAAAACCCUGUUAAAAUCUCCACUCUUUUUCCCAGUGGUGGUGUCUUGUAUUGCUUGGAAAUCGCCAAGAACUACCAUGAAUCUACUGCUCAAACCAUUGACCAGGAAGUAGAGUUUCUGUUGAAGAAAUUAAAUUUUAUAUCGACAUCAGGGUUUACGACUGACCUGUUGUAUGUGGAUUUCUUGGACCGGGUUCACAAGGCAGAGUUGAAGCUCCGGUCCAAGGGUUUGUGGGAGGUCCCUCAUCCAUGGCUAAACCUUUUUAUACCCAGCUCAAAGAUUGCUGAGUUCGAUAAGGGACUCUUCAAGGGCAUUUUGGGGAAUAAAACAAGUGGCCCAAUUCUCAUCUAUCCAAUGAACAAGAACAAAUGGGACCAUAGGAGCUCCGUGGUGACACCGGAUGAGGGUGUGUUUUACCUGGUGGCAUUGCUAAGGUCAGCCUUGGAUAAUGAGGAGGAAACCCAGAGCUUAGAGUACCUGAACAACCAGAACCGUCAGAUUCUGAGAUACUGUGAUGAAGCUGGGAUCAAGGUGAAGCGAUAUUUACCUCAUUACACUACGCAACAGGAGUGGAUGGACCACUUUGGCAAUAAGUGGGAUCGGUUCUAUGAAAUGAAAAUGGAAUUUGACCCGAGGCACAUUUUGGCCUCAGGCCAACGGAUUUUCACACCCACCUUCCCUUCGUCAUCCAACAUGCCUUCAUGACAAUGAUUCAAUGAUAUAAAACAAAUCAUUAAAACGGGCAUUAGCAAGCAUACGGUUUCUCUUGUACAUAAAAAUCAUAAACAUUUAUAAUAAUAUUGGGAACACUCCUAAGAAUUAACUUGGUAAAAAUUUUCGUAAUAUCUAAAUCGAAUCUACUUAAUAGCCACACAGGUACACCUGCCAAAGGAAUCUUAGA
This is a messenger RNA of Gossypium raimondii (Peruvian cotton), 1873 nucleotides long. Its product is annotated as cytokinin dehydrogenase 5. NCBI's taxonomy places the organism in Eukaryota, Viridiplantae, Streptophyta, Magnoliopsida, Malvales, Malvaceae. The record is from RefSeq and is a predicted model, not a curated record. The transcript is spliced from 6 exons. The coding region runs from base 166 to 1677 and encodes 503 amino acids. Gene Ontology annotation, biological process: cytokinin metabolic process. Gene Ontology annotation, molecular function: FAD binding; cytokinin dehydrogenase activity.